Plasmodium gallinaceum is the source of this 1455-nucleotide messenger RNA. It is a transcript of the gene DXR, whose product is annotated as 1-deoxy-D-xylulose 5-phosphate reductoisomerase putative. Gene Ontology annotation, biological process: isoprenoid biosynthetic process. The transcript has a single exon. Gene Ontology annotation, molecular function: manganese ion binding; protein binding; 1-deoxy-D-xylulose-5-phosphate reductoisomerase activity. Lineage: Eukaryota; Apicomplexa; Aconoidasida; Haemosporida; Plasmodiidae. The record is from RefSeq and is a predicted model, not a curated record. Bases 1 to 1455 code for a protein of 484 amino acids.
AUGGUAAUAUUUAUAUAUUUGUAUAUUUUAUUAGUAUUAGAAAUUAAUUACUUAUUCUCAAAAAAUGCAAGUAAAAAGACACUAUACAAAAUAACUUAUAUAAAUAAUGCAUUAAAAGGACUAGGCAAAAGGAAAACAGAAAAGUUAAAGAAUAUUAAAAGUUAUAUAAAUGUAAAAUUAUUAAAAAGUAAUUUCAUAGAUAUAACUAAUAGUAAGAAACAAAUAAAUAUAGGUAUUUUUGGUAGCACUGGUAGUAUAGGAAGAAACACUCUUGAUAUAAUAAAGGAAUGUAAUCAAAUUGAAAAAAUUUUUAAUGUAGAAGCUUUAUAUGUUAAUAAAAAUGUAAAAGAUUUAUAUGAACAAGCAAAAGAAUUUUUACCAAAAUACAUAUGUAUACAUGAUGAAACUAAAUAUGAAGAAUUAAAAAAUUUGUUACUUAAUAUAAAAAAUUACCAUCCAACAAUAUUAAUUGGUGAUGAAGGCAUGAAAACAAUAUGUAAUGAUAAUACUAUAGAUAAAAUAGUAAUUGGAAUUGAUUCUUUUCAAGGGAUUUAUUCAACAAUAUAUGCAAUUAAAAAUAAUAAAAUUGUUGCAUUAGCUAAUAAAGAAUCUAUUGUAUCAGCUGGAUUUUUUUUAAAGAAAUUACUAAAUGUUAAUAAAAAUUCAUUUGUCAUCCCAGUUGAUUCUGAACAUAGUGCUAUAUUCCAAUGUCUAGAUAACAAUAAGGUACUAAAAACUAAAUGUUUGCAAGAUAAUUUUUCGAAAAUAAAUAAUAUAAAUAAAAUUUUUUUAUGUUCAUCUGGAGGACCCUUUCAAAAUAUUUCUCUUAAUGAAUUAAAAAAUGUUACUUCAGCAAAUGCCUUAAAACAUCCUAAAUGGACUAUGGGGAAAAAAAUAACCAUUGAUUCUGCAACAAUGAUGAAUAAAGGAUUAGAAGUUAUUGAAACUCAUUUUCUGUUUGAUGUAAAUUAUGAUAAUAUUGAAGUUAUAGUUCAUAAAGAAUGUAUAAUUCAUUCUUGUGUUGAAUUUGUUGAUAAAUCUGUUAUAAGUCAGAUGUAUUAUCCGGAUAUGAAGAUUCCUAUUUUAUAUGCUUUAACAUGGCCUAAUAGAAUAAAAACGAAUUUGAAACCAUUAAAUUUAGUUGAAACAUCUCCGCUUACAUUUUAUAAACCUUCUUUAGAUAAAUUUCCAUGUAUUAAAUUAGCUUAUCAUGCAGGGAAAAAGGGAAACUUCUUUCCAACAGUUCUUAAUGCAUCUAACGAAAUAUGUAAUAAUUUAUUUUUAAAUGAUAAAAUAAAAUAUUUUGAUAUAUCAGCUAUUAUAUCACAAGUUUUAGAGUCCUUUCAAAUACAAAAAGUCUCAGAAAAUAGCGAAGAUUUAAUGAAUCAAAUUUUUGAAAUACAUAAUUGGUCAAAGAAAAAAGCUAUGGAUAUAUAUAAGAAAGGAAAUUAUUAA